Messenger RNA from Arabidopsis thaliana (thale cress), 2029 nucleotides. Its product is annotated as Protein kinase superfamily protein. Lineage: Eukaryota; Viridiplantae; Streptophyta; Magnoliopsida; Brassicales; Brassicaceae. Gene Ontology annotation, cellular component: plasma membrane. The record is from RefSeq and is marked reviewed. Gene Ontology annotation, molecular function: protein serine kinase activity; protein serine/threonine kinase activity; protein kinase activity. Bases 969 to 1862 code for a protein of 297 amino acids. The transcript is spliced from 4 exons.
AUGAUUUGAUGAUGCUGCGGUCACUACUCGCUGCUUCUUUACAUCCAAUUCAAAUUAUAAUGCCUCUAUGAUUUUCUGCAAAUACUUAUCUCUUAAGGAGUAUUAAAAUGGGAAUUAUUUCAUCUUAUAUAUAGUUAAACCAUAAUCUCUCAAAAGUAAUGUUCGUGAUCGAGUCACGCAUUGAAAUAAAUUAACCAUAUUUUGGAUAUGCAUCUUUGGAAGUGAAAGCAGACCAAAUCAGAGAUGAGUGUUGCACACGUUUGUUUCUGUUUGACCAUUCUCAUAUUACUUCAACUUUUGUCUUUUAUGUUGUUUUUGUUCUGCCCUGUUUUCUUUCUCAUUGCAAUGUCUCUAUCCUCUGUUUCUUCUUCCCAUCUUCUCUCUGUUUUACUUUUAAUCUUUUGUCCUGUAUAUGAAACUUUUUAUUUGCUACAUUGGAUAUGAUAAUUUUUAUUUCAAUUCUUGCAUCCAAGUUUUAUUUACUUUCUCUGAGUUUUUCUAAUGGGAAAUUGCUUUGGGUUUUCCGCAAAAGUAGGUAAUAGAGAAAGUCCUUAUCGUGGUAUGCAACCAAACAUCUCUCUUCUCUAAGAUUUCUCUACUUCUUGUCAUAUCUUAUUUCUGAUUAUAAAGUCUUAAAUUGAGUUGAGACAUCUUUGAUUUGAUUAACUGUUGAUUCAUCAGGUUCGUCAAGAAUCUCUGCCAAAAGAAGUCAAUCGUCUCGGCUUUCAAGCUUAACAAUACAAUCAUCAUCUUACAACGAUGACACGAGUGUGGCGUCUCUUCAAACGCCUAGAAGUGAAGGAGAGCUCUUAGCAUCGCCCACGCUAAAGGCAUUUACGUUUAACGAGCUAAAGACAGCCACUAGGAAUUUCAGACCCGAUAGUGUUAUCGGUGAAGGCGGUUUCGGUUAUGUCUACAAAGGAUGGAUCGAUGAACGCACUUUAUCGCCUUCAAAACCAGGGUCAGGCAUGGUCGUUGCUGUCAAAAAGCUUAAAGAAGAAGGGUUUCAAGGACACAGGCAGUGGUUGGCGGAGGUUGAUUGUCUUGGGAGGCUUCACCAUAUGAAUCUUGUGAAACUAAUUGGAUAUUGCUCGAAGGGUGAUCAUAUUCGGCUUUUGGUGUAUGAGUACAUGCCAAAGGGAAGCUUGGAGAAUCAUCUCUUUAGACGUGGGGCAGAACCGAUUCCGUGGAGAACAAGGAUUAAAGUGGCUAUCGGUGCGGCGAGAGGGCUUGCUUUCCUUCAUGAAGCUCAAGUCAUAUACAGAGACUUCAAGGCCUCCAAUAUUCUACUUGAUUCGGAAUUCAAUGCAAAGCUUUCUGAUUUUGGAUUGGCGAAAGUAGGACCAACCGGAGACAGAACACACGUAUCAACCCAAGUGAUGGGAACUCAAGGCUAUGCAGCACCUGAAUACGUUGCCACUGGUCGGAUAACAGCCAAAAGUGACGUCUACAGCUUCGGUGUGGUCUUGCUAGAGUUACUGUCGGGACGUCUGACCGUAGACAAAACGAAAGUAGGAGUGGAACGAAAUCUGGUUGAUUGGGCAAUACCUUACUUAGGAGACAAAAGGAAAGUGUUUAGGAUAAUGGACACAAAGCUUGGGGGACAAUAUCCUCACAAAGGAGCUUGUUUGACUGCUAAUACUGCGUUGCAAUGUCUUAAUCAAGAACCUAAGUUGAGGCCAAAGAUGUCUGAUGUGUUAUCUACUCUUGAAGAGUUGGAGAUGACGUUGAAGUCGGGUUCUAUUUCAAACUCGGUUAUGAAAUUGACAUCUUCUUCCUCUUCUUUCACGGCGAAACAGAGAGUAAGAACUCCGGUUGCUGAUCCGGUGUUGUCUAGUAGACGAUGUCGACGUGUUCGGUGAAGUAGCGACAGAGAUAGUUAGGUUUUAUGAGUGCAUGCAUUUUUUUUUGUUUUUUUUCCCUGGAAAAGGUGACAUAUAGCUGUGUGCUUGUUUGAUUUUCCAUAUAUUAUUUCUAUUUUAUCAAAAUCAGAUUUUGUGGACAUUUUCAUUUGUAUUCUUCUUUAAUA